AUUUUGACCACAGAUAUAAAAAAAAAUCCAAUUCUUGGAGUUGGUUGUGUCUUUCGAAUCUCACUUCGUCACCGGAAUCACUCUUAGCCUAUGGGUUUUUUUUGAUCAUUCUGAGGAAACAAGAACGAAAUUAGGGAAUUUAAUCUUUUGGUGUGUAAGGUUUUAAAUGGGCGUUGAAGCUGUGCCAACAUAUUUGAAAUCUGGAAAUAUGGACAUAAUUUCAACUCCGCCUGGUUUUGUAUCUCAAACCUCGUUUGUGCUGAAGAAUGUACGCCGAGAUGAAGAUAGUUCCAUGUCGGUGUCGAGACAAGAGCAGACAACUACAGAGGAGGAUAUGUUUCUUACAAACCGACCGUGGAUAGUGCAUGAUCAUACACUCCCCAGCUCAGAGGCCUCAAAGGCAAAACAACCUGAGGUACGGUUAAGACGGCGACUCAAAGUUUCAGAGACCGAAGUCCUUGAGGAAGGUCCUGUGUUUAACCCAACCGAGGAGGAAUUUGGUGACACACUCUCAUAUAUAGCAAGCUUGCGCGAAAGAGCUGAGCCGUAUGGAAUCUGUUGUGUUGUUCCUCCUCCUUCGUGGAAACCUCCAUGUCUUCUCAAGGAGAUGGAAAUAUGGGAUGAUUCUACAUUUUUCCCUCAAGUUCAGCUCUUUGAUGGAAUUCAUACCGAGAACCCAAAGAUUAAAAAGGAGCUUGAUGCGGAUAGUGAUGAUGCUACAUCUGAGGAGGUUAAGUUUUGUAAAAUAGAACGCGGUCCAGGGCAUACUUUAAAGAGCUUUAAAAGCUUCGCAGAUUCAUACAAGAAGAGUCAUUUUAGCAUGAAGGAUGAGGUUUUGGGUUCCAAGAACCCAUCUCCAUCACCACAACUAGAGGAGCUAACUGUGGCAGACGUUGAAAAAGAGUAUAGACAACUUGUUGAGAGUCCACUUGUUGAAAUUGGGGUGCUUUAUGGCAAUGAUAUAGACACCUCAACGUUUGGCAGUGGAUUUCCUUUAUCUGAACCAUCUGAAUCUUGCAAGUACAGUACAUCAGGUUGGAAUCUGAACAAUACGCCUAAGCUUCCUGGUUCUCUUCUUUCAUUGGAAGACUGCGAAUCAAUCUGUGUUCCUCGCCUAAGUGUGGGAAUGUGCUUGUCUUCCCAGUUCUGGAAAUCUGAGAAGGAGAGACUCUACUCUCUCUGCUAUUUGCAUGAGGGCGCUCCUAGGGUGUGGUACUCGGUAGCGGGAUGCCAUCAAUCUAAGUUCCAGGCUACCAUGAAGAACUUAAUCCCUGAGAUGUCAGGAGAACAGCCAAAGAAGAGUUUCGAUCCUGUGAUGAUAAUGUCUCCAUAUCAAUUGAGCAUGGAGGGUAUACCAGUGACCCGCUGUGUCCAGAACCCUGGCCAGUAUGUUAUUUUAUUUCCUGGGUCGUAUUACUCUGCCUUUGAUUGUGGCUUCAACUGUUUGGAGAAAGCAAAUUUUGCUCCCCUUGAUUGGUUGCCCCAUGGGAACAUUGCUGUUCGGCUGAAUGAAGAGAAGAGUAAAAAAUCGUUAAUAUCAUAUGAUAAACUAUUGUUAAGUGCUUCAAGGGAAGCUGUGAAAUACCUUAAGGAAUAUGCUUUGUCCAAGAAAAAUCCAGCAUGUUACGCGAGGUGGAAUGAUUCAUGUGGGAAGGAGGGGGUAUUCUCCAACAUUGUCAAGUCACGGGUCAGGGAAGAGACACGCAGACGUGAAUUCCUUAGCGGUUCACUAGAAUCGCAAAGGAUGGACAAAAGUUAUGAUGCUGUGAGCAAAAGGGAAUGUUGUGUAUGUCUGGGGGAUUUAUAUCUUUCCGCUGUCAAAUGUUCAUGCUCUGCUGAUCGUUACUCGUGUCUGAGCCACAUGAGGAAGCUCUGUGCCUGUCCAUUUGACAGAAAGAGUUUUCUCUAUAGAUACACUGUCGAUGAGUUGAAUAUUCUCGUAGAGGCGUUGGAAGGUAAAAAGCUCAGCUCCAUGUUCAGAUGGACAGGCAUAGAGCAAAGAUACUGUGCUUAUCCGGCCGCCACCACAAGAAGUUCACAACCCGAAGAAGCAAAAGGCAAGGAAACAGAUGAGGUUACACGCUGUAACAUCACGAGGAAAGACGUCGCAGCUGGGACCAGAGAGCCGACAAGAGGGAAGGCGAGAUCUAUGGCCGAGAUACUGAAGGUUAAAAAGGGGAGCAAUGAUGCAAUGGAGCCUUUGAAAUCUUGUUCAAAGAAAUCAAAGAGGCCAUGUGAUGAUGAUUCCUCUGAUGUCGACACAACGAAGAAACAGAAGCAGGGAUGAAUACAUAAAGAAUGUUUUGCUGUUCUGUAGUUUUUAGUCACAUUUUGCCGUAAGACAGUAGUAAAAACACCUUUUUAUGUUGAACACAACAAAAACAGAGUCUUGCUGCUUGCAGUGACUACUGGAGUGAGACGAAACAAUUGGUCUCACUAAUAUUUUAAUAAAAAUAUUAAAAUCGAAAA
Camelina sativa (false flax) is the source of this 2469-nucleotide messenger RNA. The record is from RefSeq and is a predicted model, not a curated record. Lineage: Eukaryota; Viridiplantae; Streptophyta; Magnoliopsida; Brassicales; Brassicaceae.